UACAGAGACGCCUGACCUGCCAUCCACCCAUCCAUCCCUCCUUCCAUCGCAUCUUUCUCACAUUUGUCCGUGCCGUGCCGCGUCUCAAUCUGACAAGCAAACAAACUUUAUUACCAUUACAUCUCACAUUCUUCAUCUAUUCUCCGACGUCUCGCAGCUGCCGGUACUUUGGAUAUCGUGAGAGAUUUAUAUUACCAAGCCUCACAAAAGAAAAGAAAUGGCCGCAGAAGCUGCAGAUGCGGGGGAGAAGAUCGCCGUCGUUGUCGAGUUCUCCGGCGGCCUGGAGAUGCUCUUCUCUGAUCAGCGGCGUCACGCUCUCUCUAUCCCGGCGGUGAACAAGGAAGGCAAGCCCGCAAACAUUGCCUUUCUCAUCAACCAUCUAUGCGAGAACACGAUGAAGGACUCCAGGAAGGAGCUUUUCGUCCUCGAUGGUCAUCUUCGCCCUGGCAUCCUUGCCCUCAUCAAUGACGCAGACUGGGAACUUGAAGGAGAGGAGGCGUACGAAGUCCAAAGCGGUGACAAUAUCCUAUUCGUCUCGACGCUUCAUGGAGGUUAAACGGCGAGGGGGGCGUGGGUGACCUUUCUCGCGGGCCAAUGACUCCUCCUUUCAACAUGAGGGGCCCUGCAAGUGUUGCGGCCGUAUC
Messenger RNA from Colletotrichum phormii, 644 nucleotides. RefSeq names its product ubiquitin-like modifier 1. Gene Ontology annotation, biological process: protein urmylation; tRNA thio-modification. The record is from RefSeq and is a predicted model, not a curated record. Lineage: Eukaryota; Fungi; Ascomycota; Sordariomycetes; Glomerellales; Glomerellaceae. Gene Ontology annotation, molecular function: protein tag activity. The transcript is spliced from 3 exons. Bases 218 to 556 code for a protein of 112 amino acids. Gene Ontology annotation, cellular component: nucleus; cytoplasm.